Molecule: messenger RNA, 959 nt
Organism: Symbiodinium sp. CCMP2456
Lineage: Eukaryota; Dinophyceae; Suessiales; Symbiodiniaceae
Source: the annotation of a GenBank genome assembly
GUAUCGAGACCCGAGAGUUCACCUUGUCUUGGGAGGAGAAGGACAUGUUUUUUGAGGUCGUGGACCGCAAGAUGAAAGCUCUGAUGUCCGAGCUCGGGUGGUCGGACCCCUCGGAGCUGGAGGGGGCCGUGCCGUUCUUCGAUCCGGACCCCCAUGUUGUCGACAGCACGGGCACGCGUGUUGAGGGUCCGAUGAUGAUCUUUGCUGACGAUCCUGCCGGCUUCCCCCUGACCUUCCGGUUCAAGCUGCCGCGGCGAAAGGCGGCUGCGACGGAAUCCCCUGGUGAUGACAAGGAAGCAGAGCCUGCUCUGGAGGGAAAGGAGGAGGAGGCGGAGGCGGAGGCCCACGAUGCAGAGGAAGAUGCCGAGGAGGAGCAGGAGCCCGAUCAGGCCACUGCUGAAGUUGUUGAGGUGCCAAAGCGUGCCCCGGAGGACUGCUUACAGGAGCUGUUGAAUCAACCAGGCCUGACAGUCGUGUUUACGCAUCCUCGUCCAAAUUCAGUGCAGCUUCACGAGUGCUUUGGCGCCACGGGCAAGGCUUGCUGGAAGCGCUGCAAGGUGCCCGGAGACUAUGCUGAGUUCGAAUUCUCGACUGAUGGAGAUGGGGGCGACAAGCCGGACAAGCGAUGGGGUGUCUUGGCUUUGGUGCUUCCCGCCGCAUCGAGUGAUGACAUGGGCUUGCAGGAAAAGGUGGAUGAGUUCCUGGGUCGCUGGGUGGAGGAGCUACAAAGGGCUGCUGGGAGCAUGGAGUCGCCCACGGUGGAGAGGGAUGCCUGGGAUGAAGUGCGUCUCCGAGCCCUUUGUGCUCGACACGGCUGGGAGUUCGAAUGGAUGACAGAAGAUGGAGAGCGUCGCAGAAGAGCCCACGAGCAGUGGGACGUCCUGAAGCUCUCCACUCCAGCAGCUCCAGCUCUGCCCGGCGACUCCGCAGAGCCGGAUGGCGCAUCCGGCGCUCCCUGA